UUAAUGACAACAACAUUUUCAACAUCAUGGAUGUAUAUUGAUUGAUUGAUUGAUUGAUGUCAUACACAAAUACACAAAUAAAUGACAGACAUAAAUACAAACACAUAGUCGAAUGUAAAAACAAAAAAAAAAUUGAAACUAUCCCUUUACUAUCAAAGUCCCCUGUACUGUAUUGUUCGAUCGAUAUAUAUCGAUUAUCGCGAACGAUAAAUAAACAAAUGAUUGCCCAUUACCCAAAAAAAAAAAAUUAAUGACGAUCAUCCAAAUGUAAUCACAAAUUUGUGAUCAAAGAUUGAAUAUUCUGAUAAACAAACACCAUUUUGAGCAAUUUGGAUUAAAAAUAAAAUAAAAAAGAAACGUUUCAAUGACGUUCUCAUCAUUAUUGUCGUCGUCAUCAUCAUCAUCAUCGUCUGUUCGACGUAUUUUCACCAUUUUAUAGUAAACAUCAAACAAAUAAACACACACACACAAUCAAAAGCUAUUCCGGUGUUGAGCAUAUAUAAUAAUUUUUUUAUAUUUAUGUGAUUGCAUAAAACACAUGGCUAUAAUGCCAAUGAUAAUAUAUAGUCAACAUUAAAAUCAUCAUAAAUAUAUCAAUAUCAUUAUUAUCAAUCGAUAUUUUGUUUUCAUAUAUGUGUUGAUUGAUCAGAUGCAGAUUAAUUGACAAAAAAAAACAUAACCACAAUAACAACAACAACAAUCAUCAUCAUCAUCAUCAAAAACAAUGGAAACAAUUGGACAAUUUGAAUAUAAUGACAAGGAUUUGAUUGGCCAUGGUGCAUUUGCUGUUGUGUAUAAAGGUCGUUUUAUUAAUAAUCCUAAAAAAGAAGUUGCCAUCAAAAGAAUAACAAAGAAAAAUCUAUCACGUUCACAAAAUUUAUUGAAAAAAGAAAUAAAAAUUCUACAAGAAUUGACUGAAUUACAUCAUGAAAAUGUUGUAUGCUUAUUGGAUUGUAAAGAAACACCGCAAUAUGUUUAUCUGGUCAUGGAAUAUUGUAAUGGUGGUGAUUUGGCCGAUUAUCUUAAUGCAACCAAACGGACAUUAUCAGAGAGUACGAUUCGGAUAUUUUUACGACAAAUAGCUGCCGCAAUGAAAGCAUUGAAUGCUAAAGGCGUUGUCCAUCGUGAUCUCAAGCCUCAGAACAUUCUGCUUUGUUAUCAAUCUGAAGAUGAUGGCAGAAUGCCACCACCAUCAACGAUACAAUUAAAGAUUGCCGAUUUUGGUUUUGCACGAUUUCUUGGUGAAGGUGUCAUGGCAGCUACACUUUGUGGUUCACCAAUGUAUAUGGCUCCAGAAGUGAUAAUGUCACAACGAUAUGGUGCUAAAGCUGACCUAUGGUCGAUUGCAACAAUCAUCUAUCAAUGUUUAACCGGACAGGCACCAUUCAAGGCAAAUACUCCACAUGAAUUAAGACAUUAUUAUGAAUCGACACCAAAUUUAGCUCCAAUGAUACCCAAAAGCACUUCACCCCUAUUAGCCGAUCUUCUAACUCGAUUACUACGACGAAAUGCCAAAGAUCGUAUGGAUUUUGAAGAAUUUUUUUGUCAUCCAUUUCUAAAUGAAGAUACUAAUCUGCCUCCAAUGGUGACAUAUUGUGAUAAUAAAAAUUCAAAAUCCAAUCAAGAGAAUAUAAAACCUAAUUAUAUGAAACAGCAUCAAAAUUCUCGUGUAAAUCGUUUAAAAGAAGAGAACAAAUCUGCUAGCAGCAAAGGAAUAGGAGGAGAAAGAGAAGUAUCAGCUGGUUCUAGCCAAAUGAAAAAUUUAAAAUCGAACAAUAUGAUAACCGAAUCGGAAAAGAAAGAGAUUCCAAAUAACAAUAAAAAUCGACAAUCACCAAAUAGCGGUGAUUCGAGUGAUGUCGAUGAUUUUGUCAUGAUAAAUGAAGAUGUAGUAGCAACGAUUGUACCGCAACAAAUUCCAAACACCGUAACUGGAACCAUAACGACGGCAGCAGAAUCUAGUCUUCCUCAAAGGAUAUUGAAUCGAACAUUGAGACCAUUGGUUUCAUAUGCAAUGCCUGAACCGGUUCCAGUACCAACACAACGUGCCGCUUAUGAACAGAUACAACGUUCAAGUGGUUCAAAUUCCAGUUCUAUUGGCGUUAUACAUGAAAGUGAUUCCGAAUCGGCUAGUGGCGGAAAUAGCGGUGGGAAUGCUAAAUCAUCGAUGACUAGUCAAAGUCCACCUCGAACACCACCUCAAAAUAUUGUCAAUAAUAAUAAUAAUCAACAGCGUAGACAAUCAUCAAACACACAGAAACAAACCUGUUCAUCACCAAAUACAGUGAAUCUCAAACGACAUGAUUCAUCAUCAUCGAUUGGUUCCAGUGUUGAAAGUGCCAGUUCUCGUGGCGGAUCUUCUCGACAUGUAUUAACCACUGAUGUUAGUCAAAUGUCUCCACCGGUGAAUUUUACACUUGGAUCGAGUCCUACCCAAUCACCAGGAUCGGGUUUUAUGCAGAUGAAUACUGGAAAUAAUAGUAGUUAUCAUCGAUCUCGUCGUCUCAGUAUACCUCAUCUGAAUCAGCAACAGCAACAACAAUUUUCUCAACCGAUUUCACCACCAUAUUUUAAUUAUCCUACAUCAAAUUAUUCAAAUCUAUCUGGCUAUCAUUAUGGUUCGAUGGUAAAUCAUCAUCAUCACCAUCAACAAUAUUACCAUGGGUCACCCGAACGAUAUACAAUGCAGAAUACAUCACCAAAAUUAUCUCAACAUUCUAAUCUUCGUCAUAGUAAAACGGAACCAUCAAUUAGUUCACAUUUGCCAGUUAAUAAUGAUAAUAGUAAUGAUAACCUAAUGAAAACUAUUCAACAUUCAUCAUCAUCAUUGUUAGCCAAAGAUUAUUAUGGAUCAACGCGUGCAUUGAAUAUUCAACAGCAACAAAAUUAUCCACAUUAUCAUCAACAUUAUCAUCAUCAUCACGGUCAUCCACAAACCUAUUGUCCGGCCGGUUCUGGACAUUUUUACGGUAUAACAGCCGUUCAACCACAGCCACAAGGUCCAGAUAAUAAUAAUAAAUUAGUUCAUCGUCAUCAUUAUCAAUCAUCUGCCAAUGUACAUCCUUAUUAUACAUUGAACCAUCAUCCACAUCAUCCAUCAACAGGUGCACAUCAACAUUUAUUUCCAUGUUGCCCUAGCGCCAGUCAAAUGAUGCAUUCACCGCCAUCACCAUCGUCAACUUCGUUUCGUUCACGUAUGUUCCCGUAUGUUAAAGACACACCAAUCACUUUCGAACCACCCGUAUUGUCCGAAGAGACUUUACUUGACAAACAUCACAAUGAAACAUUAGCUAAAUUGAACUUUGUAUUAGCAUUGGUUGAUUCGAUAUUUGAAUUAGUCAAUGAUAUAUCCAAUCCAAUUGCUGUGUUAUCCGAAUCAACUACGUCAAACGAGCUCUCCGAUGAAGAGCAGAAAAACAAAGAACGUUUCGUCCUAUAUUUUCGUUGUUUACAACUCUUAUCAUCGGCAUUAAAAUUGUCACAAAAAGAAAUAAGCGAUAAACGUCUUUAUACAUCGAAUAAUGUCCGAAAUGUGUUGAAAAUCAUGAAAGAUAAAUAUCAUAAAUGUUUGGAUCUUUGUAAUAAUUUACGUGAUGAAAAUAAAUUAUUGCUAAAAACAUUGGAUAACAUUUCGGCCGAUAAAAUUAUUUACGAAUAUGCAUUGAAAAUGUGUCGAUCAGGUGCCGUCGAUGAAUUGAUUGGUUCACGUGAAGAGAGCUUCAAACGUUAUCAAACAGCACAGAUUCUGUUACAUAGCCUAAGUCAACAGAUCAAUAAUAAUGAUGAUCGUUAUAUAUUGAAUAGAUAUCGUGAAGCAGUAGAAAAACGUUUAUAUUAUCUAUUACAGAAUCAAGGAUCUGGAUAUAAUAUUUUGACAUAUAAUUCACCAUGACAUUAUUAUUCCACAACAGCCAUCAACAUCAUCAUCUUUCAUCAUCAUCAUCAUCAUUAUUACUUGGCUAGAAUAUUCCUAUCUACCACUACAUUUUUAUAUUCCAAUUCACCAAUUCACUAUUACUCAUUUAUACUCAUUCAUAAGCAUAUGAAUAAACAAAAUUUCGACAUGACACAAUUAUUAGGAUUCUAAAUAUAUAUAUACUUUGUCUCUUUUUUUUGUUUCAAAACAUCAAAAAAAAACUAAAAAAAAAUUUCUCUUUUUUUUCUAUUCAUGUAUGUUUGAAUGAUUUUUCAUCCAUGUACGAAUCGAAUCACAAAUGACACAUUCCGAAUGUAAACAUUUGUUCUUCUGUAUUUUAAGCAUCAAAAUGAUGAUGACAUGAAAAAGACUAUCAUGAAGGUCAAUGCGACGACGACGACGACGACGACAAAAUACAUUUUGGCUUUAUUAUUGAAUUGAUUGAAAUUAUCCAUAUAUUUUUUUUUGGUGGCUAUCGAUUUUUAUCUCUGCAUUUAUGACAUUUGUU
Molecule: messenger RNA, 4424 nt
Organism: Dermatophagoides farinae (American house dust mite)
Lineage: Eukaryota; Metazoa; Arthropoda; Arachnida; Sarcoptiformes; Pyroglyphidae
Source: RefSeq, a predicted model, not a curated record